Molecule: messenger RNA, 458 nt
Organism: Ooceraea biroi (clonal raider ant)
Lineage: Eukaryota; Metazoa; Arthropoda; Insecta; Hymenoptera; Formicidae
Gene: Tom7
Product: translocase of outer membrane 7
Biological process (GO): protein import into mitochondrial matrix
Cellular component (GO): mitochondrial outer membrane translocase complex
Source: RefSeq, a predicted model, not a curated record
GGUCUCCGUAACUUCCUUGACAACCCUUAACCUCAUUCAUCAGAUCGCAGGCAACGUUGUGUUGUAGCCUGAAAAUCUCGUAAAAAUUCACGUUAGUACACGUGACAUUGAUCAUAAAAAAAGCACAAGACUUUAAAAUGGGUUUAAGUCCGAUCACGAAACAAAGGAUAGCUAUUGUACUGGACGCGAGCAAAUUUGUAUUUCAAUGGGGCUUUAUUCCCGCAGUCCUCUUUUUAGGAUACAGGAAAGGUGCGGAUCCAGGCAUGCCCGAGUUAACUAUCAUGAACUUAUUGUGGCAAUAAGCUUUUCGCCUAGCACUUCCAUUCCAAAAAGAAAAAUUAUAUCUGAUAUUGCUGUUACAUAAGUAUUUAUUUAAAAUUACUACAUGAUGAUGCAGUUAUCUGAAUAAUGAAUUGUACAUUAGGGAAUAAAUGUUAUGUCAUUACAUGAAAUCUUAA